Aureobasidium namibiae CBS 147.97 is the source of this 1122-nucleotide messenger RNA. Its product is annotated as NAD(P)-binding protein. Gene Ontology annotation, cellular component: cytoplasm. Bases 1 to 1122 code for a protein of 373 amino acids. The transcript is spliced from 3 exons. Gene Ontology annotation, biological process: NADPH regeneration. NCBI's taxonomy places the organism in Eukaryota, Fungi, Ascomycota, Dothideomycetes, Dothideales, Saccotheciaceae. The record is from RefSeq and is a predicted model, not a curated record. Gene Ontology annotation, molecular function: nucleotide binding; oxidoreductase activity.
AUGUCUGGUUCAUCACAACGUCUGCGUAUUGGCAUCAUCGGUGCCGGAGAAGUGACCCAAAUCAUUCAUCUGCCAACACUUUGUCAACUCUCGCAUCUUUACGAAAUUACUGCAGUCUGCGACCUGUCCAAGAAAAAUGCAGAGCAUUGCGCAGCAAAGUACCAUAUCCAAACGGCAACCACGGAGCCAAAGGAUAUCUUCAACAGCUCAGAUGUAGACAUCGUCUUCAUCUCUGUUUCCGAUGAGUUUCACGAGCCCUAUGCGAUCGCAGCUCUCGAAGCACAGAAGAAUGUGUUUAUUGAGAAGCCGAUCACCCUGUCAAUGCAAUCUGCUCAACGUAUCAUCGAUGCCGAGAAGAAAUCCAAGGGUCGUGUAUGGGUGGGAUACAUGAGACGUCACAGUCGCACAUUCACAGAUGCUUUCAAGCGUGAGCUCGAGUCCAUCCCAAAGAUUCUCUAUGCCAGAUCUCGUGACUUCUCAGGACCGAAUGGCAAAUUUACCUCACAAUCAGGCACUUUCCCUGUCAAGAACACCGACUUCCCACCUUCAGCAGGAGAAGAGCGAACCAAACGAGUCAACGCCCUUCUACACGAAGCCUUUGGCACAGACCCGACACCCGAACAAGUAAACUAUGCCCGGUUCCUCGGUAGCUUGGGAAGCCACGACAUUUCUCUGAUGAGAGAAGCCCUCGGUUUCCCUGAACAAGUCACAGCCGUGACCGUCAACGAACCCUUCUACUCCGCCAUCUUCAAAUUGCGCAACAAAUCAGGCGCAAAGGAUCCAUUCUACGUGACCUACGAGUCCGGCAUCGACGGUGUGCCAGAGUUUGAUGCUCAUCUCGCGGUUUAUGGUGAGAACAAGCGCGUCACAAUCUUCUAUGACUCGCCGUAUAUCAAGACUCAGAAGCCUGUAGUGGUCAGGGUGCAAGAAGUCAAUGAGUCCGGAGAAGUGCAGACGAGAGAAAUCAUCAGCUCAUUUGAAGACGCCUUUGCGAGCGAGUUCCAGGACAUGCACGAUUGCUUGGUCAAUGGCAAGGAAAUAAAGACGAGUGCUGAGGAUGCUAUCAACGAACUCAAAUUGUAUGACUUGAUGUACAAGAAGUAUGCUGAGAGCAACGAGUAA